Penicillium coprophilum is the source of this 234-nucleotide messenger RNA. RefSeq names its product Pyridoxal phosphate-dependent transferase major region subdomain 1. Gene Ontology annotation, biological process: L-aspartate catabolic process; biosynthetic process. Gene Ontology annotation, molecular function: L-aspartate:2-oxoglutarate transaminase activity; pyridoxal phosphate binding. NCBI's taxonomy places the organism in Eukaryota, Fungi, Ascomycota, Eurotiomycetes, Eurotiales, Aspergillaceae. The record is from RefSeq and is a predicted model, not a curated record. Bases 1 to 234 code for a protein of 77 amino acids. The transcript has 3 exons. Gene Ontology annotation, cellular component: mitochondrion.
AUGCGCUCUCUUCUCCGCACCAACCUUGAGAAGCUUGGCAGCAAGCACGACUGGUCUCACAUCACCAGCCAGAUCGGCAUGUUCGCCUACACUGGCCUGAAGCCCGAGCAGAUGGACACCCUUGCCAAGGAGCACUCCGUCUACGCUACCAAGGACGGCCGUAUCUCCGUCGCUGGUAUCACCUCCGGCAACGUCGAGAGACUCGCCGAGUCCAUCUUCAAGGUUACCGGCUAA